UCUGCUGUACCUCUUUGAUGAUAUAGUACCGGCCAAAUCUAUUGGUAAAACAGUACAGGGUAUUCUCGAAUUACUUCUUCUCGUUCGUACCUCGUUCGCCAAGUCACAUCACAGAAGUCUGUAAGAAAAGUUCAUCGAAUAUGGCACUCUCUUUUGGUAUGUGCGAAACUCCUGGCUGCAAAACUAUGGCCAGCCUUCAAUGUCCAACAUGUUUGAAAAUUGGAAUACAAGGCUCGUAUUUCUGCACCCAGGAUUGUUUCAAACGGAGCUGGAAAUUACAUAAAAUUAUUCAUCAGUUUGCGAAACUAGAAGGAACAGGUGGAGACAAAUCUUCUAAUGAAUAUAAUCCGUGGCCUUCUUUUCAUUACACUGGUAAAUUACGACCUUACAAAAAGGAACCUCGCCGAGAAGUACCCGAGCAUAUCAAACGUCCAGAUUAUGCUACACACCCUACUGGAGUUCCUGUAAGCGAACAAGCAGUAAGAGGUUCUGCCCAAAUAAAAGUGCUUGACGAUGAGGAAAUUGAGGGCAUGCGAGUAGCUUGUAAGCUUGGGCGUGAAGUUCUGGAUGAAGCUGCACGUACCUGUGAUGUAGGCGUUACAACAGCCGAAAUCGAUAAAGCAGUUCACGAGGCUUGUAUCGAAAGAGACUGUUAUCCAUCUCCACUCAAUUAUUAUCAGUUUCCAGCUAGUUGCUGCACUUCUGUAAACGAAGUGAUUUGCCAUGGUAUCCCUGAUACUAGACCCCUUCAAGAUGGAGAUGUUUGCAAUGUUGAUGUAACUGUGUACCAUAAUGGUUUUCACGGUGACUUAAAUGAAACAUUUCUAGUCGGUAAUGUGAAACCCGAAGUAAGAAAGUUAGUGGAAGUUACGUAUGAAUGUUUAUCAAAAGCUAUUGACAUUGUACGACCCGGUGAAAAAUACAGGGAGAUUGGAAAUGUAAUUCAAAAACACGCACAGGCACAUGGAUUUAGCGUAGUGCGCAGUUAUUGCGGACAUGGAAUUCAUCGUUUAUUUCACACUGCGCCAAGUGUACCUCACUAUGCUAAAAACAAAGCUGUGGGCGUCAUGAAGCCAGGUCAUUGCUUUACUAUAGAACCAAUGAUAUCACAGGGUACAUGGAGAGACGAAAUGUGGCCUGAUAAUUGGACAGCAGUGACUGCAGAUGGUCAAUGGUCAGCGCAGUUCGAGCAAACGCUGUUAGUUACAGAAACGGGGUGCGAUAUUCUUACAAAACGAUUGACACAUGAUGGCAAACCAUGGUUUAUGGACCGAUCGUAGUAGCAUUUCUUUCUGAAUCAUUGUCAAUGUGUGACGUCAUUUAAAAUUUCGUGAAUGUGUAAGUGCUGUACUGCUUAAGUACUUUUGUUUUUCUUCGAGCGAGAUUUGUUUUUUCAGGACUCAACUUCAAAAUUAACAAUUCAAAUUGUAUCCAGUAAGAUAUUUUUUACGAAGCGGUUGUUUUUUUGGCUAAUUUUAUAAAAUGAGAUAAAGAACAAGGAACAGGAUCCUUGAAAAAUAAAAUCUCGUUAGAUUUUUGUUUGUACCCGAAAUGGCUCUUGUACCAUAUAGAUUAUCUCAUUGAUACAUAUGUAUAUACAUAUACAUAUAAGUGUAGCUCAAGUUGAUGAAGCGCAAUGAUUUA
This is a messenger RNA of Hylaeus anthracinus, 1644 nucleotides long. Its product is annotated as methionine aminopeptidase 1. Gene Ontology annotation, molecular function: metalloaminopeptidase activity. The transcript has 6 exons. NCBI's taxonomy places the organism in Eukaryota, Metazoa, Arthropoda, Insecta, Hymenoptera, Colletidae. The record is from RefSeq and is a predicted model, not a curated record. The coding region runs from base 141 to 1280 and encodes 379 amino acids. Gene Ontology annotation, biological process: proteolysis.